CACCCAGUGUCAUCAGCCUGGCGCCUCAGUGAGAAAGUUUCACUGCAAGAGGCCCUGGGGUAUUAUCAUUUCUCUCUUUCACCCUGUCUAGGUUGCCAGCAAAUCCUAAGGGCCCCCUGAGGCUGAGCGUGAGCCGGGUCCCUCCAGCCCUUGAAAGAUGAACUCCUGCAUCAUCGUAAUGAGGCUGCUGCUGUCUGGGCCUUUUCUCUUUGCCCCAGCCUCAAGCUACAACGUGGACGUGCGGCACGUGCAAAGCUUCUCCUACCCACACGCCGGGAGGCACUUUGGGUACCGAGUCCUGCAGGUUGGAAACGGGGUUGUCGUGGGAGCUCCAGGUGAGGGGAACAGCACGGGAAACCUCUAUCAAUGCCAGCCAGGCACUGGACACUGCCUACCAGUCAGCCUGAGUGGUUCCAACUAUACCUCCAAGUACUUGGGAAUGACCUUGGCGAGAGACCCCACAAAUGAAAACCUUUUGGCCUGUGACCCUGGGCUGUCUCGGACCUGUGACCAGAAUAUCUAUCUAAGUGGCCUGUGUUACCUCUUCCACCAGAAUUUGAGGGGUCCUGUGCUGCAAGGGCGCCCUGGUUAUCAGGAAUGUAUAAAGGGCAAUGUAGACCUGGUAUUUCUGUUUGAUGGUUCAAGGAGCUUGCAGCAAAAUGAAUUUCAGAAAAUUGUGGAUUUCAUGAAGGAUGUGAUGAAGAAACUUAGCAACUCUUCCUACCGGUUUGCUGCUGUUCAGUUUUCCACGACCUACAAAACAGAAUUCACUUUCUCAGAUUAUGUUCAGUGGAAGGACCCUGAUGUUCUGCUGGCCACAGUAAAGCACAUGCGCCAGUUGACCAACACCUUUGGUGCCAUCAACUAUGUCGUGACAAAUGUGUUCCGGCAAGACCUGGGGGCCCGACCAGAUGCCACCAAAGUGCUUAUCAUCAUCACUGACGGGGAAGCCACUGACAAAGGCAACACUGACGCAGCCAAAGACAUCAUCCGCUACAUCAUUGGGAUUGGAAAGCAUUUCAAGACCAAGGAAAGUCAGGAGACACUCCACAACUUUGCCUCCACACCCACGAAGGAGUUUGUAAAGAUUCUGGACACAUUUGAGAAGCUUAAAGAUCUAUUCACUGAGCUGCAAAAGAAGAUCUAUGUCAUUGAGGGCACAAGCAGACAGGACCUGACAUCUUUUGACAUGGAGCUGUCCUCCAGUGGGAUCAGCGCUGACCUCAGCAAGGGCCGUGGCGUUGUGGGGGCAGUUGGAGCCAAGGACUGGGCUGGGGGCUUUCUAGACCUGAAGGUAGACCUACAAGAUGAUGCAUUUGUUGGGAAUGAACCACUGACAAAAGAAGUGAAAGAAGGCUAUUUGGGUUACACCGUGGCCUGGCUGCCCUCCCGAGGGCUCCCAUCACUGCUGGCAGCUGGAGCCCCCCGAUACCAGCAUGUGGGGCGGGUGCUGCUGUUCCAAGAGUCAGAGAACAGAGACCACUGGAGCCAGAUCCAGAAGAUAAAUGGGAGCCAGGUCGGCUCUUAUUUUGGUGGUGAGCUGUGUGGCGUUGAUGUCGACCAAGAUGGGGAGACAGAGCUGCUGCUGAUUGGAGCUCCUCUGUUCUAUGGGGAGCAGAGAGGAGGCCGAGUGUUUGUCUACCAGCGAAAACAGCUGGGGUUUGAAGUGGCCUCAGAACUUCAGGGGGAUCCUGGCUACCCCCUUGGGCGAUUUGGAGCAGCCAUCACUGCCCUGACGGACAUCAAUGGGGAUGAGCUGAUGGACGUGGCUGUGGGAGCCCCUCUGGAGGAGCAGGGAGCUGUGUACAUCUUCAAUGGGCGCCAUGGCGGGCUGAGCCCUGAGCCAAGUCAGAGGAUAGAAGGAACCCAGGUGUUAUCAGGAAUUCGAUGGUUUGGACGUUCCAUCCACGGGGUGAAGGACCUUGGAGAAGAUGGGCUGGCAGAUGUGGCUGUCGGGGCUGAGGGUCAAGUGAUCAUGCUGAGCUCGCGGCCUGUGGUGGACGUCAUCACUCUGCUGUCCUUCUCCCCGGCCGAGAUCCCAGUACAUGAAGUGGAGUGCUCCCCUUCAGCCAGCAACAAGAAGAAGGAAGGAGUCAACAUCACAGUCUGUUUCCAGGUCAAGUCUCUCAUCCCCCAGUUCCAAGGGCUCCUGGUUGCCAACCUCACUUACACUCUGCAGCUGGAUGGCCAUCGGACCAGAAGCCGGGGAUUGUUCCCCGGAGGGAGAGAUAAACUCAGUGGGAACACAGCUGUCACCCCGGUCAAGUCCUGCACUGAGUUUUGGUUCCACUUCCCGGUGUGCAUUCAGGACCUCAUCUCUCCCAUCAAUGUCUCCCUAAAUUUCUCUCUCUGGGAGGAAGAAGGGACACCGAGGGACCAAAGGGCGCAGGGCAAGGACAUACAGCCCAUCCUGAGACCCUCCCCACACUCGGAGACCAAGGAGAUCCCUUUUGAGAAGAACUGCGGAGAGGACAAGAAAUGUGAGGCAAACCUGGGGCUGUCCUUCUCCCCUACAAGAUCCAAAGUCCUGCGUCUGACCCCCUCUGCCAGCCUCUCUGUAGAGUUGACACUGACCAACUCAGGAGAAGACGCUUACUGGGUCCGGCUCGGCCUGACAUUGCCCCGGGGACUGUCCUUCCGCAAAGUGGAGAUGCUCAAGCCUCACAGCCAGAUACCUGUGAGCUGCGAGGAGCUUCCUGAAGAGCCCAAGCUUCUGACCAGGACCCUCUCUUGCAACGUGAGCUCUCCCAUCUUUAAAACAGGCAGUUCGGUUGUUAUCCAGGUGAUGUUUCAUACGCUGAUGAACAGCUCCUGGGGGGACUUUGUUGAGCUGCACGCCAAUGUGAGCUGUGAAAAUGAAGACUCAGGCCUCCUGGAGGACAACUCAGCCACCACCAGCAUCCCAGUCCUAUACCCUGUCAACAUCCUGACUGAGGACCAAGAAAACUCCACACUCUAUAUCAGCUUCACCCCCAAGGGUCCCAAGAUCCACCAUGUCAAGCACAUCUACCAGGUGAAGAUUCAGCCUUCUGUCCAUGACCACAAUGUGCCCACCCUGGAGGCUUUGAUUGGGGUACCAUGGCCUCACAGCAAGGGGCCCAUCAUGCACAAGUGGAGAGUGGAGAUGGAGCCUCCUAGCACCUGCUACCAUGAGGAUCUGGAGAUGCCACCCAGUAUGGCUGAGUCCCCUCAGCCUUGUUUGCCUGGAGCCAAGUUCCGCUGCCCACUUGUCUUCAAGCAGGAGAUUCUCAUCCAAGUGAUCGGGACAGUGGAGCUUGUGGGGGAGAUCGAGGCCUCCUCCAUGUUCAGCCUCUGCAGCUCUCUCUCCAUCUCCUUCAACAGCAGCAAGCAUUUCCACCUCUAUGGCAGCAAUGCCUCUCUGGCCCAGGUCAUCAUGAAGGUCGACAUCGUCUAUGAGAAGGAAAUGCUCUACCUCUACGUGCUGAGUGGCCUCGGGGGGCUUUUGCUGCUGUUGCUGAUUUUCAUGGCGCUCUACAAGGUUGGCUUCUUCAAACGGAACCUGAAGGAGAAGAUGGAGGCUAGCGCAGAUGCCUCAGACGGAAUCCCUGGGGAAGACUCCGGGCAGCCGGCGUCUGAGGAGGAGGCUAUGGAUCCGGGCUGCCGGGAUCCACUCCACGAGGAAGAGGCCCAGGAUGGAGGUGGCAAAGACUGAGGCCUAGGCCUGAGGCAGAGGGCCCAGGACUGGACUUGGGAUGCCUGGUGCCGGUCUGCCGCUACCUACAUUUCACUGUGUGUCUUCGAGCAAGUCACUGCCCCUCCCUAGGCCUGUUUCCCUGUCUUGAACGUGGAGCUCAUUCCUCCCUGCCUGCUUUUGCAGGCUAAUGGUGAGGAGCCACUGAGGGAUGGGCCAGGAAGGCUACAGAGGUGAGGCCUUGUAUCAGAUGGCCCUGGCUUCCAGCAGUCCAUCAGUCCCUCCUAGUUUCCUCCCCUGGAAGAGAACGCCUGAUCUAAUCUGGAGAAACUGUAGUGUCAGGACGCUCCAGGCCCUCACAUCCACCUGCGCUUAGAUGUCCAUAGAGGCUUCAGACUCCCAGAACCUUACCCUGCACUAUCUCCUGCCCGGAGUCAGCUUUCCAUUCUGCGGCCCGAGAACAAAUCUGAUCCGUGUCACUACGUUGCUGCUGCAAACCCCCUGCCCUUUGCUAAAGACCAAAUUCCUUAAUAUGCCUUCCAAAAUCUGGAAAACUAGGCCCCUGUUGCCUUCCGAGCCUUCUCUAGAGACAUCCCCCCUCCCUUUCUAACCUUCAGUUACAUCAGCCUUUUUCAUUUGCCAAGGUCCUUCCUGUCUCGCUGCCUUCACUCAGACUACUCUCUCUGCCUGGAACAUUUCUCCUGCUUCCCUUUCCUGGCUAACUCUCACUCGGCCUUCAGCUCUCAGCUCACACGUCACUUCCUCAGGGCAGCCCCCCGGCCCUGACUCAGGUGGGCUCCCAUGUUGUACACGCUUACACGAGCCUGCACUUGUCUCUCAUCGCACAGAUCAUACUUGUUCAUCAUCAGAUGAUUUACUUAAUAUCCAUCUCUCAAAUUAAACAGUGAACUCCAUGAGGGUAGGGACCAUACCUGUCUUGUUCACCUUGGGAUCCCUGGUGAUACCACAGAGCCAGACACUAGUAGGUGCUGGAACAAUUGCAUUGAAUUAGUGAGGGAGCCUGCAGGAAGACAGAGAAAAAAGUUUGGCUGGGCCGUGGCAUCCCCAUCCUUCAAGGCUCAGUCUUUCCCAGGCUCCUGGCCCCCUCCUGCCACAGCCCCACCAGGACUGCAUCACAGCCCCCCGUGGUUCCCACUGUGAGACUGUGAGCUCAAAGCUGAGGACCAUGUCUGUUCAGCUGGCUCCCCAGUGCCAAGCACAGUGCCUGCGUAUAUUCAUCCCAUAAGUGUGAAAUUCAGUCCAAUUUUGUGAUGUUUUCAUGCUUGGUGUAACAUUCCAGCCUGGCUCAAUUAAAUCAGCAUUUCCUUCUCAACCCUUUCA
Messenger RNA from Equus caballus (horse), 4993 nucleotides. It is a transcript of the gene ITGAL, whose product is annotated as integrin subunit alpha L. NCBI's taxonomy places the organism in Eukaryota, Metazoa, Chordata, Mammalia, Perissodactyla, Equidae. Gene Ontology annotation, biological process: integrin-mediated signaling pathway; cell-matrix adhesion; cell-cell adhesion. Gene Ontology annotation, molecular function: integrin binding. Gene Ontology annotation, cellular component: integrin complex; external side of plasma membrane. The record is from RefSeq and is a predicted model, not a curated record.